Molecule: messenger RNA, 4173 nt
Organism: Drosophila bipectinata
Lineage: Eukaryota; Metazoa; Arthropoda; Insecta; Diptera; Drosophilidae
Gene: Klp3A
Product: kinesin-like protein 3A
Biological process (GO): mitotic spindle organization; spindle elongation; microtubule-based movement
Cellular component (GO): microtubule associated complex
Molecular function (GO): ATP binding; microtubule motor activity; microtubule binding
Source: RefSeq, a predicted model, not a curated record
GAUAGGCGCCAGUAGCUAAAUAAUCGUAGGGCCGAUCCCACCAUUUUUGAAUUCUCUAUAAAAAAAAUGCUUAGCGUCUACCAGUAAUUUUUUCGGCAUUAUUAAUUAAGUUUUUUUUGUUAGCUUAGGGCCAAAACAGAUACUUUUAUUAACGAUCUAAGUCGCUGCUGUUUUACAAAAUUACGACAAGUAUUCGGUUUCGAUAGGAUCCGCGUCCUCUGACGAAAAACGCGCGAGUUGAGGCUAAAUUGUCAGUGGACAUUGCCGGUUUUCCAUCCGUUGUUACUCCAAUUUCAUACCCAUACACAUAGCCGGUCGCAGAGAUGUCUGGAGAGGAUCCCAGCUCGGUAGCUGUGGCGCUACGCGUACGUCCUCUGGUGCAAUCGGAACUGGAUCGGGGAUGUCGCAUCGCUGUAGAACGGGCCGCAGACGGAUCACCCCAGGUCACCGUUAAUCGGACGGAAUCCUACACAUACAAUCACGUUUUUGGCAUCGAGGAUACCCAGAAGGAGCUGUUUGAGAGCUGUGUCGAGGAGAAGUUGAAGCGUUUGCUGAAUGGUUAUAAUCUUACUAUCUUGGCAUACGGUCAAACUGGCUCUGGUAAAACAUACACAAUGGGGACUGCCUUCAAUGGCUCGCUGGACGACCAUGCCGGUGUAAUACCCCGUGCCGUGCACGACAUAUUCCGUGAAAUAGCCGUAAUGUCCAAGGACUAUCGUUUCCAUGUAACAUGCUCCUUUGUCGAGCUAUACCAGGAGCAAUUCUACGAUCUCUUCUCGACAAAGCCUCGCGACAAAGCCACCGUUGAUAUCCGAGAGGUGAAGAACAAAAUUGUGAUGCCAGGACUAACCGAAUUGGUGGUGAAAUCCGCCCAGGAGGUGACCGAAUAUCUGAUGCGCGGCUCGGCCGGUCGUGCUGUGGCAGCUACUGCCAUGAAUGAGACAUCAUCCCGAUCUCAUGCCAUCUUUACACUCACAUUGGUGGCCACCAAGGUCCAUGGAACACAAUCGGUAACUACUUCGCGGUUCAAUCUGGUGGACCUGGCCGGCUCCGAGCGCUGUUCCAAGACCCUCGCCAGCGGCGAUCGCUUCAAGGAGGGUGUCAACAUUAACAAGGGCCUUCUUGCUCUUGGCAAUGUUAUCAACGCUUUAGGAUCUGGCCAGGUUGCUGGCUUCGUCCGUUAUCGGGAUUCCAAGCUCACCCGCCUUCUUCAGGACUCGCUGGGCGGCAACUCCAUUACCCUCAUGAUAGCCUGCGUCAGUCCCGCUGACUACAAUGUGGCCGAGACGCUGAGCACUCUGCGCUAUGCGGAUCGCGCCUUGCAGAUCAAGAACAAGCCGGUGGUUAACCUCGAUCCUCAUGCUGCCGAGGUCAAUAUGCUGAAGGACAUCAUUCAGAAGCUGCGAGUCGAACUGCUGGCGAAUGGAAAGAUGAGCAGCUCCAUAACUAGUGCCAUUGGCUCCGCUGGCUUGAGUUCGGCGCCAAGUUCGGACGCAGACUCGCUUUCAGGCUCCGCUGGCCAGGCAGAGGAGAUAAAACGCUUGAAAGAGGAGAAGCGCGUGCUGGCGGAACGUGCUCGGAAGCUGGAGCAGGAGCUGCACCAGUCGUGGGCCGAUCUCACCGAGAAGGAGAUGCGCGUGGAAAUAGCCGAGCAUGCGCAGGAGAAGCUUCGCACCUAUGUCCUCCAGAUAAAGGCCAAGCUGGAGCAGCAACAACAGCAGAAGGCGGAGAAUGGCGACGAUGCCGACGAUGGCAUGAGCGAUCCGAUGAAGGAGAUUAGCCAAUUGGUGGAGCAAGUCGACAAUGAACUCCAUCGGACACAGGACGAGCUGGAGAGCCAUGGCGCGGAGGCACGACGCCAGCUGUCUGGUCGCUCGCCCAGCGAUCGUGAGGAGAACAGUUCGAGUGCCGGUGACGAGGUCCAGGAAAUGAUGCAGUCCCAGUCCGAGGAGUUCACCAACAAGCAGCUGAACCUCGCCGGGGAGCUGCGUACCAUCAACCGCCAGCUGGAUCUCAAGAAGGAGCUGCACGAUCGCAUCAUGCGCAACUACAACCGGCUGGAGGGCGAUGACGAGGGCGACGUGCUGCGCCUGUGCCACCAGAAGAUCGAAGAUCUUGAGGUUGAGCGGCGGGAUCUGAUGGAUCAGCUGCGCACCACGAAGAGCAAGGACAACAUGGCCAAAAUAGCCGAAGAAAGGCGCAAGCGCUUACAGUCCCUGGAGACGGAAAUCGCCGAUUUGCGGCGCCGAGUUAUCACCCAGGCGAAUAUGCUCAAGAUGCGCGAGAAGGAGAAGGAGAAGAUCACCAACCUGAGCGGCGAAAUUCGUGCCAUGAAGGAGUCCAAGGUGAAGCUGAUCCGGGCCAUGCGCGGCGAGUCCGAAAAAUUUCGCCAGUGGAAGCUGGUGCGCGAGAAGGAGCUAACCCAGCUGAAGAGCAAGGACCGCAAGAUGCAGUCCGAGAUGGUGCGCCAGCAGACGCUUCACGCCAAGCAGCGUCAGGUGUUGAAGCGCAAGUGCGAGGAGGCACUGGCCACCAACAAGCGCCUGAAGGACGCUCUGGAGCGUCAGGCCACGGCCCAGGCUCAGCGACACAAGAACCAGAAGGAUCAUGCGUCCGCCAGUUCACACGGCAACUCCUCCAGCCAUGCCAAGACCGAUUCGUGGGUUGAUCGCGAACUGGAGAUCAUUCUCUCGCUGGUGGAUGCGGAACACAGUUUGGAGCAACUGAUGGAGGACCGAGCGGUGAUCAACAAUCAUUACCAUUUGAUGGAGAAGCAGACCAGCAUCAAUCCGGCGGACAUGCAUGAGCAGGUACGACUGCUGGCCCAACUGGAGGAGGAGCUGGAGAUGCGCAAUGCCCAGAUAGCCGAUUUGCAGCAGAAGGUCUGCCAGAGUGAUCUCGAUUCCCGGAUCAAGGCCUUGGCCGAGGGCGUCCAGAGCAUUGGCGAGGCCCGUACGGUUAGCAAGCAUCUCUUGAAGUCCAUGGUGCAGCAGAGGCGCCACCAGGCGGCCAGCAUCAACGAGCAACGCACCCAGAUGGACGAACAGCGGGCACAGCUGCUGGAGGCGCAACAAAAUCAAGAGGCAGCUACCAAACGUCUCCGUUUGGCCGAGGCCAAGCACGAGGAGCAAAUGCUCAACCUGCAGCGCAAUUACGAGGAGAAGGUGGCCGUUCUGCUGCGGGCAGCCAACCAGCGACCAGACGAGGGCGAAACUGCUGCCUCCAAGCAGGAGCAGGAACAGCAGCGCCAACAGUUUCUGGACGAGCUGGUUAGCAGUCGUGAAGCAUUGCAGCUGGAACUGGACACGCUAAGAUCGAAGAUGUCCGCCAAGAAGAAGCCGAAGGAACCCGAAGUUAUACCCGAGGAUCCCGACGAGAGUGUCAUUCUCAUGUCGGAAACAUUGGAGCUAAGCGACGUUAGUAGUGACCCCGACUGGUUGCCAUCCAAAUCCAAGAGAUCCUCACAGUCGAAGAAUCGGAACAAUACCGCCGAUCGGGAUGUCUCGGGAUCGGCACUAGCCCAGGAUGCCACUAACGGAUCGAUGCAGUCCAUUAACUCCACAACGCCAGCAUCGGGGGCGAUCCUGGAGGAUUCGAAACGUGCCUUCUACUGCAAGUGCCGCACCAGAUGCAAUUCCAAGCGGUGCGGCUGCUUUGGCGCCGGAAACGGUUGCUACUCGGGCUGCGUUUGCAAGGGCCAUUGCAUGAAUCCCAAUAACACCGCCAAUAUGCCGCCGCCGGAAAACGGCCAGGGCGAUGCUCCCAUGAUGAAGGCUGAAAUACGCGAGGAACCGGCGGCUGAAGAUCCUGGGGCUGGAUCAUCUGAAGAUGCCAAGUCAGACGGGCAGUCCGGCAAGGAGAACUUUGUAUCGCCGCCGCAGCCAUCAACGUCAUCCGGAUCGGUGCCGGAGGAGGUCAGCAAGGGCGGCAUGGACCAGCCGAUGGCAGCGAGUGGUGGCCAGCCCUUGGUCACCGCCAAUGCUACGAUAGACGACAUCAGCGCUCCAAAACUGGCCAGGAUGUCCGGACUAGCCUUCUCCACGCCCAGGCGGAAGUUCUUCUGAUGUCUCGGCUGAUGCUGGAAUCUCUCGCUGGAAUAACCUCCACCCAUCCCAUCCUCCACCCUCCUCCUCCUUUAGGUCAGAUAUAACCAAUAAAGCUUCGACAAACAUG